This is a messenger RNA of Schistosoma mattheei, 1024 nucleotides long. The record is from the annotation of a GenBank genome assembly. Lineage: Eukaryota; Metazoa; Platyhelminthes; Trematoda; Strigeidida; Schistosomatidae.
AUAUAACUAGCUAGGAAAUUACUAUACAACUGUUUAAUUGCGUGAUAUAAACGUUCAAAAUAACUACGAUUACAAUUGAAAUGACUUGAUAUGACAAUUUAAUUUUUCCUUAGCAUUAUAUUUUGAAUCGUGAUCUUUAAUAAGUCAUCUAUUAUCUUCAUUCAAACAUAAUUAUUUAUUAGAUAAAUAUUAUAUAUUGAAACGAAUGUCUACAGAUACAUGGAUAUCUUCACAUUGUGAACUUAAUCAUCUUACUGAUAUGGCACCAUCAUCAUCGUCAUCAUCAACUAUCUCAUCAUCAUCAUCAUCAUCAUCAUCAUUAUUCAAUAUAAAUGUUAUGCAAGAAUUUUCAAAUGUAUUUAAUAAAUUUUAUUCAUCUGAAAUAAAUUCAUUCAUUUCUACAAAAUCUAAUGAUUCAUAUUUAUAUACUACUAAUUAUUUAAACCAAACAGUAAUGAAUAAUAAUAUAACUAAAGAACAAACAUUACAAGAGAAUCAUUUACAAAAUGUUCAAGAAAUAUUUUAUAAAUUUUUAAAAAUAUUUCCACAAUUUGAUUUAUUACAAAAAUCAAUAAACAAUUAUGAAACAUCUUCAGAAAGAUCUAUACAAGAUUUAACAAUGAAUCGUAAUGGACAAUAUGAUUUAAAUAUAUCUGAUUUUAAUUGUAGUAAUACAACAUUAGGUACAUUACCAAGUCCAUCAGAAAAAUCUAGUCCAUAUGAUUCUAGUUUAUGUUAUCAACAAAUGAAUCAUCAAAUGAAUGAUAAUGAAAUUGAAGAUUCUAAUGAUUAUCAUAAUAAAUUGGAUAAAGAAGAAAAACUUCAGAAUAGUAAUGAAAUCAAUGAAUUCAAUUGUACAUUAGAUCAUAUUAAAAUGAAUAAAAUAAAUAGUUUAUAUACUACUGUACCAUAUGAUACAGGAUUAAAUAAUAUAUUUAAUAUAAAUAGUAAUAUAAGACAUGAUUAUAGAUCCCCUACUGAAAACCUAACAAAUCAUUUGCCCUAUCAAUAUGAAAUUCUUUGA